CCCAGAGCUAAAUUUUCACGAUUUUAAUCAAAAAACCGUUAAAAUUCAAAAAAUUACCUAAACGCGCACGUGUUGAAAUUUCAAAAAAAUUAUCAGACAUUGAAAAGCUGAAUGGCAUUUUAUCUUUUGUUUUGCCGGCACUAUACACGUUUCUUCUUAUUGUUCACUGAGAAAAAAUAGCAAGCCAUUUUUCAUUUGUAUCUCAUUUGUCUCCUGCCUUUCGAACUGUUUAGACGUAAAGAACCUAUCGAUACCUUAUAAACAUGCCUGAAUACAAGAUCCAAUAUUUCAAUGUCAAGGCCUUAGCCGAACCUUUACGUUUUCUUCUUUCGUACAAGAAUAUUCCAUUUGACGAUGUGAGAAUCCAAAAGGAAGACUGGCCAGCAAUCAAAGACACUAUGCCAAUGGGCCAGAUGCCAAUUCUCGAAAUUGAUGGAAAGAGAGCACAUCAAUCAGUUGCAAUGGCUAGAUAUCUCGCUAAGCAAGUUGGUUUGGUUGGAUCUAACGAUUGGGAAGAUUUAGAAAUCGAUAUGGCUGUCGAUACAAUCAAUGAUUUCCGCAACAAAAUCGGUGCUGUUCAAUAUGAGGCUGACGAAGAAGUACAGAAAAAGAAGCGUACCACAUUAGACAAUGAGAUCAUCCCAUUCUAUUUGGAGAAAUUGGAAGCUUUGGCUAAGGGUGGUCAUUUUGCUUUAGGCAAAUUAACAUGGGCUGAUUUGUAUUUCGUUGGAAUCUUGGACUAUUUGAACUACAUGGCAAAGAAAGAUUUGACUGUAAAUCAUCCAAACUUGAACAAAGUCAAGGAAACAGUUCUAGCUCUUGAAGGGAUCAAAGCUUGGGUCGCUAAGCGCCCACAAACUGAUUUGUAAUUUGCUUUAAUCUUUUGCUUUUCUUACCUGAUAUUGUAUUCGUGUGCAUUUGCAGUGAAAUAAAAUUCUCACUAUUUUUUAAAGUACU
Messenger RNA from Chironomus riparius, 957 nucleotides. The record is from the annotation of a GenBank genome assembly. NCBI's taxonomy places the organism in Eukaryota, Metazoa, Arthropoda, Insecta, Diptera, Chironomidae.